Ectocarpus sp. CCAP 1310/34 is the source of this 774-nucleotide messenger RNA. Lineage: Eukaryota; Phaeophyceae; Ectocarpales; Ectocarpaceae. The record is from the annotation of a GenBank genome assembly.
AUGACCAAGCACGCCCUCAGACACGAGGAGAGGUUGACAAGGAGUGACGUCCUAAAGGAGGUCACCAUCGAAUAUCUAUCGAUCAUGGAGAAGGUGAAGGCGGGGAAAGGCAAGGGCGCGCGCGGCGCCGAGCAGGCCUACCUCGCCGAUGGAGGCGGCCGCCGUGGGCGGUCGUCGUGGCGUGGGGGCGGCCGCCGAGGGCGGUCGUCCUGGCGUGGUCGUGGCGGUGGCCGCAGCGGCGGCCGCGGGGGCGGCGACAGCAGCGGAAAAGGCGGUGGCGGCGUCGAGGAGAGCAAGGGGAGUGGCUCUGGUGGGGCAGAUGGCGGCGGUACCGGGGACAAGAAGUUCCCGGGCCGGUGCUUCACGUGUGGCCGUUUCGGACACACGCAGCAGGACUGCACCACCAAGGAGAGCGACUACCUCCCGCAGUGCUCACACUGCGCAGGAUGGGGUCAGAGCAAGGACAAGUGCGCGACGGAGGAGGCCGUCCUGGCGCAGAUCGUCCAUGCCGACAGCGACGCCGACUCCGUCGACAACCAGGCCUUCUGCGCGGCGCCGGGCCUGCCAGGCGAGUGUGGUGCUGUUGACCUAGGUCUAGUGGAGGUAACGGAACUAGGCCAGCAUGUCAUGGUGUACGUGGCUGAAACAGCAGCCACGUGCUCCAUGUUCCGAUGCGCAAACGCGUUCGUGAACUACCGCGAGUGUAGUGGUUGGGUCAAGGGGAUCGGAGGCAACAAGGCCCCCGUUCCUCUCCUAGGUGCUAAUCCUGAAUGA